AUGCCUAUUUAUCUCUUAUUACUAUUCCACUAUAAAAAUCUCGAACGAGUCCAUAUACGUCCAACACAUAUAUUUAACAUUGCUUCAUCAGUACCUGAUCUUCCAACAAUCAAUUUGGCAUACUUGGCAGACAAGCAACAACGUCUUCAUUAUGAAGAAACAAUCAAGAAUGAAACAAUUACGCCAAUAACACCUCGUGAUACAGCUCCUAAACAAAUAAAAACAUUCUCGAAUCAUCAACUUCAAACAAAUACAACAUAUCGAACAUCCACUGAUCUCAACGCUUCUUACAUGAACACUGUUGAACAGCUCGUUUUGCAUAUGCAAGAAUUGGCACAAAUGGAAGAAGGCAAAGAAAAACAAAAAUACAACCGACAACAAAGAAAAAAUCAAGCACGUCGAAAACAACGUCAACCAACAUCAAACACAACACAUUAG
Molecule: messenger RNA, 438 nt
Organism: Rotaria sp. Silwood2
Lineage: Eukaryota; Metazoa; Rotifera; Eurotatoria; Philodinida; Philodinidae
Source: the annotation of a GenBank genome assembly